Rhodotorula graminis WP1 is the source of this 1322-nucleotide messenger RNA. RefSeq lists its product as uncharacterized. Lineage: Eukaryota; Fungi; Basidiomycota; Microbotryomycetes; Sporidiobolales; Sporidiobolaceae. The transcript has 6 exons. The record is from RefSeq and is a predicted model, not a curated record. Gene Ontology annotation, molecular function: FAD binding; D-amino-acid oxidase activity. Bases 58 to 1227 code for a protein of 389 amino acids.
CGCUGCAGCACUAGCCGCUCCCGCUGAGCCAGCUUGCUCCCUCUCGUUCGCACUACAAUGGCUAUCGACAAGCGCGUCGUCGUCCUCGGCACCGGCGUGGUCGGCCUUUCGUGCGGCCUCGUCCUGUCCCGACAAGGCUACCGCGUCCACUUCAUCGCGCGCGACUUGCCCGAGGACUCGACCUCGCAAGGCUUCGCCUCCCCCUGGGCGGGCGCCAACUGGACGCCGUUCUACUCGCGGGACGAGGGCCCUCGCCAGGCCAAGUGGGAGGAGGCCACCUUUGCUCGCUGGGUCUCGCUCGUCCCGUCCGGCCUCGCCAUGUGGCUCAACGACACGCGCCGCUACGCCGACACCGACGCCGGCCUCCUCGGUCACUGGUACCGCGACACGGUCCGCAACUACCGCGAGCUCCCGCCGAGCGAGCUGCCCAAAGGCGUCGCGGCCGGCGCCGCGUACGACACCCUGUCGGUCAACGCGCCGCUGUACUGCCAGGCGCUCGCGAGGGAGCUGCAGACGCUCGGCGCGACCUUCGAGCGCAGGUCGGUCUCGUCGAUCGAGCAGGUGUUCGAGGGCCAGGACGACAUUGCGCUCGUCGUCAACGCCACCGGGCUCGGCGCCAAGUCGAUCGCUGGCAUCGAGGACUCGGCGUGCCACCCAGUGCGAGGCCAGACGGUGCUCGUCAAGUCCGGCUGCAAGCGCUGCACCAUGGACUCGUCGAACCCUGAGGCGCCCGCCUACAUCAUUCCGAGGCCUGGCGGCGAGGUCAUCUGCGGCGGCACCUAUUUGGUCGACGACUGGGACCUCUCGCCCUCGGCCUCGACCGCGCAGCGCAUUCUCACCCAGUGCCUCGCGCUCGACCCGUCCAUCUCGACCGACGGCACGCUCGACGGAAUCCACAUCCUGCGGCACAACGUCGGGCUGCGCCCUGCGCGCACCGGCGGACCGCGCGUCGAGGUCGGCAAGCUCACGCUGCCACUCGUGCGCUCGACCGAGCCGGGCACGGCGCUCGCGCUCGGAACGGCUCGCCCUGCUCCUGCGGGCGCGUCGAGCGAAGCGGUGGGUGCGCCGAGCGAGGCGGUCAAGCGCGAGGUGACGCUCGUGCACGCGUACGGGUUCUCGAGCGCCGGCUACCAGCAGAGCUGGGGCGUCGCGCAGGACGUGCUCGGGCUCGUCGAGGGCGAGAUCGGGCCGCCUCGAGCCUGGUGGACGCAGAGGGGCAAGCUGUAGUGCGGGUCGUGCGCAUCGGAGCGAGUUUGUGUCGGCCUUCGCAAGUUGGCUCGAAUCGCGGUGGCGGCGCAGCUCCCUCAACCUCUUCUCUCUCU